Messenger RNA from Mycena indigotica, 2055 nucleotides. RefSeq names its product F-box domain-containing protein. Gene Ontology annotation, molecular function: protein binding. NCBI's taxonomy places the organism in Eukaryota, Fungi, Basidiomycota, Agaricomycetes, Agaricales, Mycenaceae. The transcript has 8 exons. Bases 1 to 2055 code for a protein of 684 amino acids. The record is from RefSeq and is a predicted model, not a curated record.
AUGGAACGCGAAGGCGACUGCCUCCCCUUCGCUGACGACGCGCCCAAGGAAGUCCUAUACCGGGAUUUCUCGCUGCUGAACCCCAAUACCGUGGCAGAGUGGUCCGCACUCCGUCGUGCAAGGCCUCCUUUCGCCUCCUUCGACCUCAGCCUCCUCUCCACUCUCCACACCGACGUCCUCCUUGAAAUUCUUGGCCACCUUCACCCACUGGAGCUCUUACAUGUGGCCCGCACGUGUAAGCCUCUCCGUGCACUCCUACUUUCCCCCGUCGCCGACUCUACAUGGCGCAAUUCAUUCUAUGUGGAGGCCAUUCCGGCGCUUCCGAAAUGUCCGGAGGGGUUCCAAGCGCGACGAUGGGCAAGACUGCUGUUUGGACCGCGUGUUUGCGAGCGAUGUGGACGUGGUGGUGUGGACGCGAAUUACACUCGGUGGCAGCGGCUCUGUACGUCAUGCAUUGACACUGCCCCGGACGAGCCGCUUUCCCGGCGCCAUUACCGCCCGAUGGUCUCCCCGCUACCCAAAGACCCCCAAGACUCUGAGAUGCGAUCCAGCCAACGGCGCCAGCUCAUCACAGCGAUGCUCGAGAAGGUCGUACAACAGCGCAUAGGUCUGGGGGAGAGGAUAGAGGCCGUGGCCAAAGGGUGUCAUGAAUGGGAAGAAGACAUGGAAAACCUACGGCUUUCGCAGGAGAACAGACAGUAUUCUCGGAUCGCACGGGCCGUCCCGAAACGACUGAUGAAGGAGGGAUUCUCCGAGAAGGACGUGUACAAUGUGGCGGUAUCAGAGAUCGUGUGGGCAUGUUUGGUUUUUGAGCGCAAGCCACGCUUGACAUCUACACUGUGGCACCUCGCCCGUCCGCAUAUCAUUCCGACGGUUCUAAGAGUCCAAGCAGAGCGGCUGGCGCUCGAGCGUCAUCGGCUGCUGGCCAACCGACUGAUGGUCAUCCAGUCGGCGAGCUUCCUUAUGCUGCGCACCGCUACUCCCAUACGGGCAGGUGUUACGAGGACCGUUCCCCCACCGUGCACCUUCGCAACUGCAUACCCGCCCCUCGUGGCGCUUCGCAACAACCCCUCGCAUGACGUGCUCAAGCGAGACGACUCGAGGCUACGUGAGAUUUUGGAGGACUCUGCCGCGGCGGAAUUCUCCAAGGCGCUCUGGGAGGACCUUCGUAAACGCCUGGCGCAACGCCUGCAGCCAAACUUAUCCGCAAGUCCAACGGGCGAAACGAAUAUAGAUGUCGCCACACUCGAGCUGAUCGGCAGCGUCUUCACCGUCGCGCAAAGCCGCGCCGAAGGGUUAUAUGAUGCCUCUGUCGUAGGAUGGGAGGAGACACAGGCGGCGCUGCAUUGGUGCCGUGGGACCCCGCAUCGCCCGUUCUACGCGCCUGACAACGAAGACCCAUAUGACGGGUAUAACCGGAUCAAAGUAUCGGUUAGGGGACGCGCGACGGCAGAGUAUCUUGCGGGGUUGGUGGGUUUUAACGAGCCGGCAAUAGUGGUCAUCAAGGAUAUGAAGCAGACGGCGCUCAACGAGCGGUUUGUGUGCGAAACAUGUCCGACAGCGAAGAAGCGGGUGGCGCUGACAUGGCGCGAAUGUAUUGACCACGACCUGACGCAACACUGCGACGCGGCUCCCGCCUGGCGCCAACUGAGCCCGCGCGCCGCGGCCGAUAUUAGGCGCCAGGAGCGGCCGGAGUCGUACGACCAGGCGUUAAUGUGGGCGUGCACGCUUUGCGACAUGUAUCCGCCGUGGCUGGGCCGACGGGAUGUUAUCUGGGAGCAUCUGGUGCAUGGCCCACACAACGUCGCCGAGCCUAUAGAGGGAGAGCAUCUCGUUCCUAUUGCGCUACCCGACCCGCCCAAGCGGCAGCGCGCCAAAAUUGUGGAGGGCGUGUAUGCCAAUACGCUUCGCUGCCGGCGCUGUGCGGAACAGUAUCCAGAUGUCGUGAAGCUGUGGUCGCGGAGGGCGAUUGUGCCGCAUGUCCAGGACCGACAUUUCAUGGAGAAGAAGGCGGUUGGGGAGGAGGAGUGGGAGGAGGUUGAGAUAUUUGUUUAG